GAUGCUGCUGCCUUGGAUUCAUGUUAGCACCUUGCUAGCAGGUUGUAGGCUAACGGGAGGCACGGGAAUGUUCCACUCUCACUGCCACUCUCUUUAACACAAGCUCGGAACUCCGUGGGCUUCUUUUUAUUUAAAAAAAAUAAUAAAAUAAAACAUAUACAGGACAAACUUCUAAACUGUCGAGAUGACGACGCGGUCAGAGAGAGAAAAAGCCCAGAAACUGAACGAGCAGCAUCAGGCCAUUCUGUCCAAACUGCUGAGAGAACAAGACAACAAGUUCUGUGCUGACUGUGAAGCUAAAGGACCACGAUGGGCGUCAUGGAACCUCGGGGUGUUCAUCUGUAUCCGCUGUGCCGGCAUUCACCGCAACCUGGGCGUCCACAUCUCCCGAGUCAAAUCUGUCAAUCUGGACCAGUGGACGCAUGAACAGAUCCAGAGUAUGGUGGACAUGGGCAACUCCAGGGGCAAACAGCUGUACGAAGCCCACCUACCGGAGAGCUUCAGGCGCCCGCAAACGGACCAAGCUGUGGAGGUUUUCAUCCGGGACAAGUACGAGAGGAAAAAGUAUUUUGACGACAAAGGCCUGACCACACCUCCAAAGGAGCCUGAGAGGAAAAAAGAGGAGAAAAAGAAAGAGAAGGAUGUGGAUAAAGGGGAGAGACACAGCAACGUGAAGAUGUCAGAAUGCAGAGCCAGUCCCAAGAAAAGCCCAGAGCCAACUGUGGACCUGCUGGGUCUGGAUGCUCCAGAAGGAGGUGGAAAGAGCCCGAGCGGUGCUGCACCAACCAGCAAUGAACUGGACAUCUUUGGACCAAUGGUCUCCAAUCCUCUCCCCUCUGCCAACAACACACAGAAGGCUCAGUCUGGUUCCGGUACGGCACCUCCGCAGCCAGAUCCUUCCUCCACCUCCACCUCCUCCUCCUCCUCUUCCUCCACCACUGCCACCACGAAGGCGGAGGAGAAGAAGCUUUUAUCUAAAGACUCCAUCCUGUCUCUAUAUGCCAGCAGCUCGGUGGGUGCUCAGCCACAGAGUCAACAACAGCCUGCUGCAGGACAAGGUGUGUACAUGGGCCAGUUUAUGGGCGGAUGUCCGAUGAUGUCCAGCAUGGCUCUGCCCAACGGGAGCUACGUGGGCAUCCAGCAGCAGCAGCAGCAGCAGCAGCAGAGCAUGAUGGCAGCCAACCAAGGACAGAACACUUACCACAUGCAGCAGCAGCAGCAGCAGCAGCAGCAGCAGCAGCAAGGACAGUGGAAUAUGAGCCAGAUGACCCAGCAGAUGUCAGGCAUGGCUGUGAGCGGCGGAGAGUCGGCACCAGGCGGACCCGCGGCCGGUUGGCCCCCCGCCCCGCCAACAGCUUCUGGUCAGACCCUCAGCACUCAGCUGUGGAAGUGAUGAUUCCAGAGGAGGAUGAGUCGG
Messenger RNA from Solea senegalensis (Senegalese sole), 1417 nucleotides. Its product is annotated as stromal membrane-associated protein 1-like. Gene Ontology annotation, molecular function: GTPase activator activity; metal ion binding. The coding region runs from base 185 to 1393 and encodes 402 amino acids. The transcript has 10 exons. The record is from RefSeq and is a predicted model, not a curated record. Lineage: Eukaryota; Metazoa; Chordata; Actinopteri; Pleuronectiformes; Soleidae. Gene Ontology annotation, biological process: regulation of clathrin-dependent endocytosis.